AUGUGGACGGUGAGACAGGUGGGACAGGUGGUUGAUGGGUAUUUUCCCUGCAGGGAGGAGGAGCCUCUAUUCCAAGCAAUCCGUGUUGGUGAUUCAAGCAGAGUGAAAGCGCUGACAAUGCAUGGAACAAACCUGAUGCUGCCGAGUAAACCGGGCUGGCUCGCCACCCACCAGGCGGCACUUUAUGGUCAGGACACCUGUCUGAGGGUACUGCUGUCAGCUCAGCUGGGGAUGCUCAACAAACAAACCAUGCGUGGUGAGACGGCGCUGAUGGUCGCCAUCGGCAAAGAGCGGCUGAAGUGUGUUCAGAUACUGCUGGAAAAGGGAGCGGACCCCAACAUCCCGAACAACGAAAAAGAGACGCCACUCUACAAAGCCUGUGAGAGGAACAGCGCUGCGAUGGUGGCGAUGUUGUUGAACCACGGUGCUGUGGUGAACACUCGCUGUAUUCUGGGCUGGACGGCCCUGCAGGAGGCAGCGAAUCGAAACAACGUGGAGAUCUGUGAGAUGCUGCUGAAGGCUGGAGCCAAACACGAACUCACCAACGUGUACGGCAUCUCGCCAAUGUUUACCGCCGCUCAGACCGGGCAGAUCGCCACUCUGCGCUGCCUCCUCAAACACGGUGCAGACAUUAACAGUCAGGCUGCUGACGGAGCCACCGCUCUGUAUGAAGCUGCUAAAAAUGGACACGGACAAAUCGUGGAGCUUCUCCUCUCUCAGAACGCUGAUGCCAACAAACCUGGAAAGACGGGGUUGUUACCGAUUCACAUCGCCGCCCAGAGAGGAAGUGAGAGUAUUGUCUCCAUGUUGAUACCAGCCACCAGUAAGGCCAGAGUCCGGCGGUCUGGCAUCAGCCCGCUCCACCAGGCCGCUGAACGUAACCGUGACGAUGUCCUGGAGCUUUUGAUCAAGGCAGGCUUCGAUGUUAAUGCUCAGCUGUCUGAGGAUCGAUGUAAGCUGUACCAGGACCGCCGCAGCACGGCGCUCUUCUUCUCCGUCAUCAACAAUAACAUCGACGCUGUGCACAUGCUGCUGAAGGCCGGCGCCAACCCAAACCUGGACAUGUUUAGGCCGCUGAUGGUGGCGGCGAGGCAGGGCUGCAUCCAGACCGUCACCAUGCUAGUGGAGCAUGGCGCCGACAUCAACGCCUCCAUCCCCACACACCCCACCACGUUCCCCGCUGUCUACAUGUUCUCCAUGAAGUACCUGUCCAUGUUCAAGUACCUGCUGGACCACGGAGGCCACGCCCUCCCCUGCUUCAACUGUCUCUACGGCAACGGACCUCAUCCACCAAUCAAAACCACUCGAUCAGACAGAGACUUCAAUGAAGCCGACAGAGUCCCCCAGCAGAGCAGAGGAGUUCAGUUCUGUGAGAUGAUCUCGGCCCCUAGUAUCUGUCGGUGGGCGGGGCCAAUCAUCGACGUCCUGUUGGACUACGUUGGUAACGUGACUCUUUGCUCCAGACUGAUGGAACACCUGGACAGUUACUCUGGCUGGAGCGUCAUCAAGGACAAAGCAGAACCUCCGCGGUCACUGUUGCAGCUCUGCCGGCUGCAGAUUCUGCAGCUGGUUGGACCUCACCGUCUGAAGAGGUUGCCGCUGCCUGGAAGUCUGAUCCGCUUCCUGCAGCACCAGGAGAGACCUGACGAGGAGGACUGAAGGAAAUCCUGAUGUUUACUCUUCACUCAGAUGACUGAUGGAGGGUAUUGAUUAGUAUUAAUUAGUACUGAUUACUUGGGACAUUUAACAUGAUGAAAACAUGAAGAGACUGAGCGACUCCACACUGUUUCUUUUAAGAUGUUUCAGGAAGUAGUCUGUGACGCUUUUCUUGUCAUGAGUAGAUCCAGGAAUUCUACAACACAUCCACGUGUUUCCACGUGUUUCCAGGAGGCUUCAGUUCCCUCUUUAAUGGUGUAACUUUGAACAUAUAAGUUUUUGUCAUUACGCAUCAUCACGUUGUUUAUCUGCAGUUUAAUUGUUUAUUUUAGGUGUAAAGAUGUGAUAAAGCUGUAAAAUAGAUUCUUUGCUACAAACUAAUAAAAUCUUA
Messenger RNA from Epinephelus lanceolatus (giant grouper), 2047 nucleotides. The record is from RefSeq and is a predicted model, not a curated record. NCBI's taxonomy places the organism in Eukaryota, Metazoa, Chordata, Actinopteri, Perciformes, Serranidae.